CGUAUUUAGAAGAUAAUGUUCAUGUUCAUAAGAGUAAUUACUCCUUCCACAAGCUCUAAACAAGUCAGCUCGCGAGCUUAGCUCAACAAGCCACCGAGUCAAGUUAGUUCACGAGCUUAUCAACCUAGCAUGGUCUAGCUCAAGCUUGGCUUGUUUACUAAUGAGUUGGUUCACGAACCAACUUUUUAAAUAACGAGCCGAGUGUCGAACGUGUUUUUUCCGAUUCGAAUGCCGAGUUGCUCGCGAACGAUUUGACUCAUUUGCGGCCCUACUCAAAAUGAGGCCACUUUUUCAAAGGCAUUUCAGUCAGCAUGGUACUGUGUGGUGUUGGGACUGUGGGCCUAUGGAAAACUAUUAAGGUUGUUGUGGUUUUGAAAGUUUGAAACCUAAGUGGCCUGAGGUUGAGUAGUCGGCAAUGUUGUGGAGUAAAAGGCACAUCCCUCGAUUUAGCUUUAUAGUUUGGAUGGUUAUGUUAGAUGGAAUCGUUACUAGAGACAACCUGAAGGUGUGGUGAAAGAUCAUGGUAGGGCACUGUUUGUUGUGUGAUUAUACUAUGGAAUCCGGGCAACAUAUUUUCUUUCCGUGUGUUCAUAUUUCAGGAAGUUAUUGGACUAUAUAUGCUGUCGUAGAUUGCUUAUCCUAAGGAUCAUGUCCUGAUUAUGUUGUAGGCUGUCAUCUCAUCUCAUCUCAUCUCAUCUCAGCAAGAAGAUGCAUGUUGGAUGCAUUUUUAUGGUGUAUGUUCUGAUUAUGUUCUUGCAUACUAGUUUUGGCAAUAAAAAUGGAAUAGAUUCAACAAACAAAUCUUUGGUUUAAUGCCCUCCCUCAAUUAAUUCAUUGUGACACAUUUUAUUCGACGGUACUCUGGAUGGUAAAUACGAUUUGAUGGGUUACUUUUUAUUGGCAUUGGAAACACAUCAACCUCAAUUAAUCAAUGGAUGAUAUAAUUUUUGUUUUUAUUUAAAUUUAAAAAAUUUGGAUCAAAUCUCAUUCUUUUUUUUUUUUUUUUGGAUCAAAUCUUAUUCUUAGAAGAAGCAACAUAAUUCAUUAGAUGGUCCUGAUGUUGGUCUUUAUGAGAUCAUGAGCUUACCUGUCAUCAAACUGCUAGCCUGAUCGGUACACUUGUCGUAGAUGCCAAAUAAUUAAAAGACUUAAAACAAUUUCAUGUUGAUAAACUAAAAGCAUGUUCAGUUCUGAAAGUGUUCCAAAUAUAGGAUUCGUCCAAAUUGGCAUUGGUUCCUUCCUCUUACGAGAAACAAGAAGGCUUUCGAUCUCUCAUUUUUUUCAGAUCCAUUUCCUGUUUGUUGUUUCAUCUUUCUUGAUUUCAAUCGUGGGAGAUGGGAGACGCGAGUGGUCAAUCGAGGUACGUGAAGUUAACAAAGGAACAAGGUCCAGCCGAAGACAUCACUCCCGGCGAACUCAAUCAGCCCAUCCAAGUCCCUCAGCUGAUCAUCCACCGAUGCCAUGAAUGUGGGCAACCUCUGCCGGAGAGCUACGAGCCUCCCGCCGACGAGGACUGGACUACCGGCCUCUUCUCUUGUGCUCAAGAUCCCGAUAGCUGCCGAAGGGGUCUGCUGUGCCCGUGCGUGCUGUUCGGCGAAAACGUCGAGACGGUGAGGGGUGAAGAGUACUGUCCAUGGAGGCACGCCUGCGUGUGUCACGCCAUAUGCGUGGAAGGAGGCAUCGCCGCGGCGGCACUCACGGCCGUCCUCGGCGGGAUUGAUGUACAGACGUCUCUCCUGGUGUGCGAGGGAUUGCUGUUCGCGUGGUGGAUGUGCGGAAUCCACACGGGACUCUUCCGGGAGUCGCUGCAGAAGAAAUAUCAUCUCAAGGAAUCGCCAUGCGACGCAUGCCUCGUCCACUGCUGCUUCCACUGGUGUGCCAUCUGCCAGGAGCACAGGGAGAUGAGGAACCAUCUCUCCUAUGAUUCCUCUAUGCAAGUCACCGUCGUCAACCCUCCUCCUAUUCAGCAAAUGACCGUCAUUCAUCACGACGCCUCGACAAUUUCGUCGUUGCCAUCCGUUGCUACUGCAGCCCAGCCGGUUGUAUCGGACACUGGCCAUGUCAGGCUAGAGAUACAGCCUGUGUAGUACAUACAUACAAACAAUUGCCAAGUAUUUCUUUAAAUGCUGUGGCCAACUCCAGUGUCACCAAAUAAUUUUCACCCUCUUGAGUUCCUGCUGUACUACGAUGUUUGGAAAAGUUCUCUAGCUUACGGGCCAGUCUUUCUUCUUUCCCUUGUUUUCUUGAUCAUCAUCAUAGAACACAGAGCGUUAUUUUACUGGAGAUA
Molecule: messenger RNA, 2287 nt
Organism: Linum trigynum
Lineage: Eukaryota; Viridiplantae; Streptophyta; Magnoliopsida; Malpighiales; Linaceae
Source: the annotation of a GenBank genome assembly